This is a messenger RNA of Gongylonema pulchrum, 420 nucleotides long. NCBI's taxonomy places the organism in Eukaryota, Metazoa, Nematoda, Chromadorea, Rhabditida, Gongylonematidae. The record is from the annotation of a GenBank genome assembly.
AUGAAUGUUUCAUGUGUGAUAACACUGAUCUUUUACAUAGCACCAAUGUGUACGCGUUUGUUAAUCGGCAGCAUAGUUAAUGCGACAACGGACGACAUCCUAAUAUCGUAUUCGGGAAUCAGCUGCAAUUUCAAUCCACUUGCAAUCCUUGCAGCUCUCUUUAUAAUGCAGGACGAUGUGAAAGCGGCUGUAUACAGCAGUUUACCGCGUAGUUUGCAUUGGCUAAUUCAACGCCAGUUACCAACUUUCGUCUCGGGCAUAACAGUUGGUGAGAGGCCGUCGGUGGCAAGUCAUACGACUCAACACAAAACUGCAGCGACAGCACUUUUUUCGCAUGCGCCGCAGCAGACCAAGAAAACUGCAACACAGUGGCUUUCGAAGUCAGGAAUCACUGUUACUGUGCCCGUGCGACCACACUAA